AGACGGCAGCUACAGCUCUUUAAACUUCCUGAAAAGGUUAUCUUUACCCAUUUUCACCGUCUUCAUUUGCUGCAUGGAAGAUAUCAUUAUUAACGGCGAAUGGGAUUAUUCUUGUACUACGUUGAAGACCGUAUAUAUGGAGGACGUAGAAUCAGGCUGUCCCCGCGAGGCUCAAUGCUCACCAAAUCCCUGCGAGAACGGCGGUCACUGCACCGACAAUUGGCGCGAAUUCAAAUGCAAGUGCGAGCGUCCUUAUCUCGGUCGCACCUGUCAGUACAACAAGACCUUUGCCACCUUCGGCUACGAGAACAUUACGAACGGCUAUGUGACUGUGAAGGUUAGCGAUACGCCUAAACAGACUGUUCAGUCGUUGACUUCUCUAUGUUCAUUCGCACGCGGGAGGGCCACGGUGACAUAUUUUACCUGGGCACGGAUCCGCAGGACGAUCUGAAGCCUCAGGACAGGACGUACAUAGGAGCGUAGCUGAAGGACGGAAACUUGGGCGUGAGUUUCCAGUUUGGCAACAUCACUGACGGCUACACGUCGACGGCGCGAGGCUCAACGACGAAAACAACCAUCUCAUUCAAGUGACAAGAAACGUUACUCUCCUAGAAGUGAAGAUCAACGGCACCAAGCACUUCCGGAAGACGAUCAGCGCCACGAGAGACUUGAACGUAACCGUUUUCUACUUUGUCGGAUUACCACAAGUGUCUAGAUACAUUCGCCAGGCCGUCGAUAGCAGGCAGAUGGAGAAGGAACAGGCGCCGCAAGUUCACUUCAAAGGCAUCAUCCAGGAUGUGAUGACAUUGAACGGCACGAGAACAAUGGUCUUGGAGUUUUUUUCGCCGCAGGU
Molecule: messenger RNA, 853 nt
Organism: Linepithema humile (Argentine ant)
Lineage: Eukaryota; Metazoa; Arthropoda; Insecta; Hymenoptera; Formicidae
Source: RefSeq, a predicted model, not a curated record